Molecule: messenger RNA, 3690 nt
Organism: Plasmodium gallinaceum
Lineage: Eukaryota; Apicomplexa; Aconoidasida; Haemosporida; Plasmodiidae
Product: inositol 5-phosphatase, putative
Exons: 1
Coding region: 1-3690 (1229 amino acids)
Biological process (GO): phosphatidylinositol dephosphorylation
Cellular component (GO): intracellular membrane-bounded organelle
Molecular function (GO): phosphatidylinositol-3,5-bisphosphate 5-phosphatase activity
Source: RefSeq, a predicted model, not a curated record
AUGUAUUUAUCAUGUUUAACAGUCUUCAGAAAGUAUAAAAUAUAUUCAAAUGAUGAAAAUAUUUUUAUUAUAGGAAUAAAUAAAAAGGAAGAUAUAUAUGAAAUAACUAAAUUAGCAAAAACAAAAGAAAUUAAAAUAGAUGGAAAUUUUCAAUUAUUUAAGAAAAAUUUGUAUCAUAACUUUUUAAAAGAAAACAAUUUAACAUUAUUGUGUAAAUGUGAAGGAAUAUUAGGAUGUAUAAAAUUUUUAAAUUUUCCAUAUUUAUAUGUAUUAACAAAAAAGGAAAAGGUUGCUUAUUUAUUUAAUGAACAUAAAAUAUACAUGGUUAAAAAUGUUUUAUUAAUUCCUUUUAAAGAAAAUAUUUUUGAAAAUUAUAAUGAAGAAAAUGAAUUAAUAGAAAUUUUUUAUAAUAAUAUAAAUAAUAAAUAUUUAUAUUUCUCCUAUACAUAUAAUUUAUCUAAUUGUGUUCAAGAUAAUUAUUUUAUACAAAAAGAAUUUUUAAAGGGAAAUGUGAUAUAUAAUAAAAAUUAUAAAAAUCAUUAUAUUUGGAAUUUUUAUCAUUGCAAACAUUUUGUUAAAAAUAAUUUAUUUAUUUGUGUUUUUCUAAUAAAUGGAUACUUAACACAAUCUAAAUUUUACUUUUCAGGAAGGUAUAUAGAUAUAACAUUUAUAGCAAGAAGAUGUAGUAAAUAUGCAGGUACUAGAUAUAGAAAGAGAGGAAUAAACUCCAAAGGUUUUUCUGCAAAUGAGGUAGAAUCAGAAUUUAUUUUAUUUGAGAAAAAUAAUUUUAAUGCAAUAUUGUCAUAUGUUCAGUUAAGAGGGUCAAUACCCAUAUUUUGGAGACAAACUGUAAAUUAUAAAUUAUUAAAAAAACCAAAAAUAAGAUUUUUGAAGAGUGAUAUUAAUUAUACUUGUAGCAAAAAUCAUUUUAAAUUACUAUUUGAAAAGUAUGGAUAUCCUAUAACUGUCGUAAAUUUAUUAAGUAAAAAUAAGUAUACAGAUGAGAAUAUUUUAUCAAAAGAAUAUAAGAAAUGUAUUGAUUCUAUUAAUAAAAAAUUGCCAAAAAAAAUUCAAAUUAUUUAUAAACAUCUAGACUUAAGAAAAGCAUAUAACAUUGGCUCAAAAUACACACAAAAUAAUUUAAAAUUAUUAUUUAAUUUUUCACAAAAUAAUAUUGGUUUUUUUUAUAUAAACAAUUUUAAACUUAUUUUAGUACAAAGAGGAGUUCUCAGAUUUAAUUGUGUUGACUGUUUAGAUAGAACUAAUGCUGCUCAAUUAUUUAUUAAUAUUUAUAUUUUUAUUAAAUUUCUUAAAUUAAUAAAAUUAAUUAAGAGAAAUAACUUGAGUAUAAAUGUAAUUUCUCAUUUAUCACAAUUAUAUGAACAAUUAGGUGAUGCUAUAUCUAAACAGUAUGCAGGAUCAACAGCUCAUAAAAAAUAUACAACUGGACAAAAUAAAAAUAUUUUUAUUCAGUCAAAAGAAUUGUUUACUUCUAUUAAAAGACAUUAUAUAAGCUCAUUUAAUGAUUUAGAAAAACAGAAAUCAAUUAAUUUAUAUUUAGGUGUAAUUAAUUCUAAACUUAAAGAAAUAAAAAAUUCUAAUGAUCUUGAUAAUUUUAUUCAUAAUAAAUAUUUUAAAGAUAAUGGAAAUAAUAUUUUUUGGUGGGUAUUACCUUUGGAACAUUUUUAUUACAAAGUUGAAUCAUUAUUAGAUUUAAAAAAAAAAAAAAAAAAAGAUAAAAGAAAAAUUAUUGCACAUAAAAAAAAAAGUAUACUUAGAAAAAGAAAAAAUAUAAUAAAGAUAAAUAAUAUACAUAAAAAUAAUGGAAUAAAUUACAAUAUAUCAAAUGUAUUAGAAAAAAAUUAUAAAAGUCAUAGAGAAACUCUAAGAAAAAUUAAUAGAUGUAAUACGUCUAACAACUUCUACACUACAAAGAAAAUAGAACAAAAGAAAAUUAUUUCUAAUAUGUAUAAAAAUUUGAGAUUUUAUCGCUGUUUUAGUAAUACAAAUAUAUUUAAACAUCUUUAUAAUGCAAAUAAAUUACAUUGGAAUUUUAAUGAAAAAAACAUUUCAUCAUAUAAUUCUAACAAUUGGUUUAAUUCUUAUUUUUCUAAUAAUUCAAAUUCAUUAAUUAGUUUAUAUGAACAUGAUGAAAAAGGAUAUUUGAAUAAAUUCUUUUAUUUUCUUAAUUGUGCAUUACAGCUAUAUAAAUUUUACAAUGUCUAUAAGAAUAAUUUUCAUUUUUUUUUUAAAAAAAAAAAUAUAUUUAGAUUCAAAAUAUGGAGACUGAUAGCUUGUUAUAAUUAUUUAAACUAUUUAAAAAUUUACUUUAAUUUUUUUUUUCUUUUUUAUUACAGUAUAUUUACAAAUUAUAAUAUAAAACUAAUAUUUUUACAUCAUAUUAACAUUUUAUCUCAAAAAAGUGAUUUGUUGGAUAAUUAUAAUUAUUAUGUAAUAAAUGGUAAUACUUAUGAAAAAGAUGCCAAAAAAAUUGUUCAAUAUUUUAAAGAAUAUAAAAACAUUUCAUUAUUAUUAAAAAGUUACUUAAAUUAUUAUGAGGUAUGUAGAUUAUCGUAUAGCUAUAUGUUAAUUAAUAUAUCUUCUAUUAUAAAAAAGAAAAAAAAAAAUAAAAAUAACGGAAUUAAAAAAAAAACUUAUAAAAAAUUCAAAAAAUCUUUAAUGAAAAAACAUACAAAGAAUAUGCAUAAUAAUAAUGGUGAAUAUGUUCAGUCAUUAGUUAAAAAUAGUAAUUCUAUGAAUAUCUUAGAUAAAAUGCACAAUCAAAAUACUAAGGAAUUUUAUAUUAGUAAAACAAAAAUUGAAAGAAAAAAAAAAAAUAAGAAAAAAUUUUUUUCUUCAUUGUGUAAUUAUUCCAUUAAAAAUAUAAAAUAUAUUCAGAAAUAUAAAAAAAAAGAAGAAAUAUUUAAAAUGCCUUAUAUAUAUUGCCCUAUAUAUUUUAAUAUGAAUUUAAUAAAACUUUUUUUUUUUAUUUAUGGCCAUUAUUGUAACGAUAAAAAUAACAAUGUUAUAUCAGAAUUAAAAGAGGCAAUAUAUUAUGAUCAUUAUAAUCAGUCAAUAUAUAAUUUAUAUAAUGCAGAAUUUUUUCUUAAAAAAUUAUUAUUUGCUCGAUGUAUAAAUAACUUUUUUUCAGAAUUAUAUUUAUCUUAUAUAUAUAAGACAAAUUAUUACAAAAAAUUAAAUUUAAGUUUUUAUCAACAUUUCAAAAGUUCUUUCUAUAAUAAUAUAAAACAUCAAAAGUCUUCUGAAGAAAAAUUAUUCUUAGAGGAAUAUGAUUCCUUUGAAAACAUUUCAAAAAAAAAAAAAGAAGUUCUUAUGAUAGAUAAAAAAAUAUCAAAUAAAGUCAAACAAAAUUAUAAUUCUCUUUCUAAUAAUUGUUUGCUAAUUAAAAAUUUUAAUAGAAAAUAUUUUUCAGAAUUGAAGUGUUUUAUAGAAAAGGAUCAAAAAAUUAAAAAUUACUUGAAGAAUAUCACUACCUUUAACAAUCAAAUGAACGAUUAUGAUAUUUUACUAAAUGAUUUUAAAGAAUAUGUUAAAUUUAAUCAAAACAAAAAAAAACAAAUUAGUUUUUAUAAUAUAAGUGAUUUUAAUGUUUUACAAGAUAAAAUUGAAAAUCAAAUGAACUAUCAUCAUUAUUGUAAUCCCAUAAAUAGAGAAAUAUUUUUAAAAUAA